UCGGAUACAAGCACGGAGGAAAUUUAAAAGUGAUGAGAUCAACUUUUUCAAAAUGUUGCAUAGGAUUUACUCUUAUAUUCAUGCAUGAAAUAAGUUGGAAAUUGUGUGUAUGAGAAUCUUUACCAUAUUGCAAUAUAAAUUUUGUGUAGAACCAACUUAAAAGUGUAAUUUCUAAUUCAAUUCGCUACAUGAUUAGAACAAAGAGUGUAUUUGGUUUGAAAAGUUAGAACGAGGGUAGAGCUAUUCGAUUUUAAAAAAUGCAAUGCUGUUACAAAAUUAUAAGAUGUUAUGUUUAUUGUGGUAUUUUUAUUGCAGUUUAAUAUUUAAUUAUGUAUUUUAUUUAUAAUUUUAUAUUAUAGUGUAAGAUUUAAUUAAUUAAUAUUGUUGUAAUAUUUUUAUAUAUGUGCUACUUUUUCAUAAAUUUUUUUAUGGAUUUACAUUAAUUAUAACAAAUAUAAGGACCAUAAAAUAAAAUACAAAUAAUUUUAAAAUUAAUAUUGAAAUUUUGUAAACUAUAAAAUAGAAAUCUUUUCGGAAAUACUCAAAGAAUCGAAAACGCUUCGUUUAACUAUUCAACCUAACUACCACACGCUUUCAUCACCUUAUAAAAACGCGACAAAACCAACACGCGUUAGAAACCCUAAAAGCUCAAAACUUGUCUGCAACGAACGACCGACUUACUUAUUCUCCGACAAACACAAGUCCUAAUACUAUUCGGAAACUUGUUUGGUGUUUACUUAAAUCUUCCUUGUUUGUUUUGUCAUAAUAUGAAGCGAAACCGAUCAGAGAAAAAGAAUACAUUCAUCUUUGAGUUUUAUCAAUGGAUCGGAAGAACACGAGCGCGUGUAGAGGAGACGAAGAUCAUCCCUUUGCCUUGUCCUUCAAGGGAGGUGAAAACCCUAAGAAUAAAUCAUAUAAUGUAAGGUUUGAUCUGCUUGGUAUUGAAGAUUACAACGAAGAGGCAGAGGAUGAUGUUAAUGUUGAAUUGAGUGAUGAGUUAAUGCUUGGAAGACAAGUUACCGAAGAAACUAAUAGUAAGAGUGAGGAUCUUGGGGAAAACUCAAGGAGUAAGAAAAAGAAGAAGAACAAGAGUGGAAAGACUGCACAUGAAGAAGAAGAUUUGGACAAGAUUCUUGCAGAACUUGGGAUAACUCCUGUUUCACCAGCACAACCUGAACUAGUUGCACCUUCAGAUUGCUCAAAGGAUGGAGAAGAAGAGACUGUCCUGUCAGCUUCAUCAAAGAAAAGGAAAAAGAAGAAGGACAAGGACAAGAAAGUGUAUGCUUCUUCCGUGGAGGCUAAGGAUGAGCCAUCACAGCCUCAUAAGAAAGUUCCUAAACACAUUCUAGAGAUGCAAGAGAUGGUUGCGCGGAGGAAAGAAGCCGAAGAGAUGAAGAAGAAGGAAGAGGAAGAGAAGCUGAGGAAAGAGGAAGAGGAGCGACGAAUUCAGGAAGAGCGAGAAAGGGAAGCUGAAGAGAUUAAACAGAAGAGGAAGAUAAGGGAAAAGGAGAAGAUGCUGAAGAAGAAGCAAGAGGGAGGGAUUCUAACUGAGAAGCAGAAGAGGGACAAGGCUUUCAAGAACAAGAUGUUGUCUGAUGCUGGAAUGCUUCUUGCUUCAGACAAACAGGGUGAUUCCUCAAAGCGUCCUGUUUACGGCAACAAAAGAAAACCAGCUCGGACAAAAGCAAACGACUCUGGUUCUGUCCAGGUGAAAGAUCAUGCAAAUGUAACAGCUACGUUGCAUGACAUAGAUUCAGCUGUCAAGGAAAAGAAACAAGAAGCUGGUGAUGAGGAGGAUGAUUGGGAAGCAAAAAGUGAUGAUUCUGUUGAUAUAAUGGGUGAUUAUGAUGAUCGGGAAGAUGCACCUUGGCUUGUGGUUAAGAAAGAGAUAAAAGACACUGCUGCAAAGGCCCAUUGUUCAGGUCCUGUCACCUCUGAUAGACUAGCAUUGAAGGCUGAAGUUGCAGACAAGCCAAAAGAAUCUAGACCUAAGGUGGAUGAUGCUACUAGGCCAAAGGAUGCUACUAAAAGGGGUAAUGACUCAGAAGUUAAUGAAGUUGCUAAAGAAAGUCUUCGGUCUCCCAUUUGCUGCAUCAUGGGCCAUGUUGAUACUGGUAAAACCAAGCUGUUGGAUUGCAUCAGAGGAACAAAUGUUCAGGAAGGAGAAGCAGGAGGUAUCACUCAGCAGAUUGGUGCAACUUAUUUCCCUGCAGAAAACAUCCGUGAGAGGACCAAGGAGUUAAGACCUGAUGCAAAACUCAAGGUGCCAGGUCUAUUUGUUAUUGAUACGCCAGGACACGAGUCAUUCUCAAAUCUACGGUCAAGGGGUUCAAACUUGUGUGACAUUGCAAUUCUAGUGGUGGAUAUAAUGCAUGGUCUAGAGCCACAAACUAUAGAGUCUCUUAAUCUUUUGAGAAAGAGGAACACAGAGUUCAUUGUUGCCUUGAAUAAGGUGGAUAGGCUAUAUGGGUGGAAAACAUGCAAGAAUGCUCCUAUAGAGAAGGCUCUGGCACUGCAAUCCAAAGAUGUGGUUAUUGAAUUUAACAUGAGGCUUACUCAGGUUAUAACCCAGUUCAAAGAACAAGGACUCAACACUGAGAUUUAUUACAAGAACAAAGAAAUGGGAGACACUUUCAGUAUUGUGCCUACUAGUGCUAUUAGUGGGGAAGGGAUUCCAGAUAUGUUGCUAUAUUUGGUUAUGUGGUCUCAGAAAACAAUGGUUGAGAAACUUACAUUUGUUGACAAAGUGCAGUGUACCGUCCUUGAGGUCAAAGUUAUUCCAGGCCAUGGUACAACAAUUGAUGUUGUUUUGGUCAACGGUGUACUCCAUGAAGGUGAUCAAAUCGUUGCUUGUGGGUCACAGGGACCAAUUAUAACAACUGUCAGAUCACUAUUGACUCCUCAUCCUAUGAAAGAGCUACGUGUGAAGGGUACAUAUCAGCAUCAUAGAGAAGUAAAGGCUGCGCAAUGUAUCAAGAUAACUGCACAGGGCCUUGAACACGCCGUUGCUGGUACUUCCUUACAUGUGAUUGGACCUGAUGUGGACGUGGACGAAGCCAAGAAAACAGCCAUGGAAGAUAUGAAGUCAGUCAUGAGCUUGGUUGACAAAAGUGGUGAAGGAGUUUACGUACAAGCUUCAACGUUAGGAUCUUUGGAAGCAUUACUAGAGUUCUUGAAGUCACCAGAUGUAAAAAUACCUGUAAGUGGUAUUGGCCUAGGACCAGUGCAUAAAAAGGAUAUCAUGAAGGCCGGUGUAAUGCUAGAGAAGAAGAAAGAGUACGCUACGGUUUUGGCUUUUGACGUGAAGAUAACUACUGAGGCUCGCGAACUAGCUGACAACAUGGGAGUCAAGAUCCUCUCCGCUGAUAUUAUCUAUCAUCUGUUUGAUCAGUUCAAGGGUUAUGUCAAGGAUGUCCGAGAUGAAGAAAGGAAAGAAACAGCAUCUGAAGUAGUGUUUCCAUGUGUCCUUAAGAUUUUACCAAACCAUGUCUUCAAAAGAGGAAACCCAAUCAUCCUUGGAGUCGAGGUCAUCGAUGGUAUACUCAAGGUUGGAACUCCCAUGUGCUUUCUAAAAGAGAUUGGGAAGUCGAGAGUGUUUGUGGACCUUGGUCGAGUUGCAUCUAUUCACAAAGACAAGAAGCCACUUGACGAUGCCAAGAAAGGCCAGCAGGUUGCUAUUAAGAUCGUUGCCUCUAACCCUGGAGAAGAGAAAAUGUUUGGGGAGGACUUUGAUAUAGAAGACGAGCUUGUCAGUCAUAUUUCUAGGAGAUCCAUCGACAUACUCAAAACACUCUACAGGGAUGAGUUGAAGAACGAGUUGAAGCUUGUUUUGAAACUUAAAAUGUUGUUCAAGAUACAAUAGGUUCUUCUUGCCCUCAGAUUCAUUUUCAAGCUAAGCAUAGAGAGUUACACUGAAGAUUUGAGAGGGACAUGCUCGGUUUCCUUUGUUCUUGUAGUCUUUGCUGAUUUAUUGUUGUUUCGGUUUUUUUGAUAUUUUAAACAUUUUCCAAAUGUCCCUAGACAUGUUAUGCGAUCAAUUAACUCUCCCAUUGUGUCUUUAAAAGAUUAUAUGCAGGCUAAUACUAUGGCUGAAUGUUUUCUCGUCUACUGUCAUGUUUUGAUGAAUGUUGUGACAACAUGAAUUUGCUAUAGCCUCUAAUUUUUUUUUUUUUUUGGAAACCUCUAAAUUACUUUUAAGCAAUAAGCAGUUAAGCACAAUGAAAAGAAAACUAAAAGUAUUUAUUUACCUAUUUUUCGACAUCAUAAAAAAGUGAGAACAGAACAUAAAAAAAAAAGUAUUUUUAGAUUGCUGUUACUGUUAGUGUCAUUAGUCAGGGACGUUCUCAAUCUUAUGUUGCUGCUAACUCUCCCUUGUGGUUGAGAGAUAUUUUUGGAUGAAGAAAUUAGAUGUGCAUUGUUACUUUGUUAGCAUGAUCUUACUUUAAUGCUUCCUUGUUAUUUACUGGGUCUGGUCUUGUAAAUCUUUUUUUGUUCAGGGUACAUUAUUAAUGAAAAGUAUAAUUCCAGUGAACAAAAAAGGAGAUUACUUGAAUUCUCUGUAUUGCUUUUUGUUUAAUAUCCCUUUUUUAUUAUUUGAGGAGCAUUUUAAACAAUUAACCUUAUCACCAUGUGUGAUUAACAAAAAUGCCAUUUCCUAUGUGUCAUCAUGAGAAUCAUUCUCACACCCUUUAUUAAAUAGCCCUUUAUUGCCUAGACUAAUUACAUAUAAUGCCAUUGCUCAUUAAAUUUAAUAAUAUGAAGAGAUUAUAUUACUAUACUAUAUGAGUUGUUAUUGCAUUACUAAAAACGUAGACAAUACCCGAGAUAACCAUUGCGUGGAAACAUCAGUAAGCUAACUUUCGUUCUUCUAUUGGUCAAAGAGAGACGUAACCGAUGGUUAUGACCUACAACAUUAUCUCUCUUUGAUCAGUGAGAAGAAGCCUUGCAUAUAUAACAUGAACCAUUUCAAGGUAUAGUUACUCACUUCAAUGGAUUUUAAUAAUUAUCGAACAAAACAUAUAUAGCCACAAAAAGAACGGUAAAAUAUAGUUAUCUAUAUUUUUAGCAUAAUAUUAGUGGAUUGAGCGAUGUGUAUGCUUCAUUAUUUUACAAAUUUUUAGUAUAAUAUUAGUGGAUUCUUCGAUGUGUAUGCUGUAUUAUUUCAUAGAAGCUAUCAUACAUAAUUUUGUUUUAAUAAAAAUUGUUGAGGUUUUUACUAUAUAUAUACGAUUCAUGUUUUAUAAGAUUCAUGUUCUUUACGAUUCAUAAAUAAAACAUGACCUUUUUUAGGACUGGAAAAUAUAAACGGUUCAGAAUUACGUUCUUCUAUAAAACUUCUUUAGGUGACAUCUAUUUUGAUUAAUAUUUUUGGAUUAUUAUGGGAUACAUGAUUUUUUUUUGGGAAUUUAUUUUAAAAGCAUCAAUAUAAACUUUUUAAAUUGUAAAAUCAAAAUGUCGUCUAUAAAAAAUCUAUUGAAUAUCUUGCGUGAUUGUAAAAUACAUCUGAAAAGGAAUUUCAUAUUAAAUUUUUUCAAUCCCUUAAAUUUUGCAACAAGACUUUUUGAUUUCGAAAUUAUAUUAAAUGGUAACAGACAAUAAAUUUGGUAAUUUAUAUCAUUCCUCUCUGAUUAAGUUUAAAGUCAAAUAUCAUUUUAUUAUGGACUUUCUUUAUUUUUGCUCCUUGCAUAUAAGACUUUCUAUAAUGUCUGGAAAUCUAAGAUUAUAAUGUUAUGCGAAAUUAAUAGGAUUAUCUGAUAUUUAUAGUCACAAAUGAUAUUUUGACCAUAUAUACGAUUCAUAUUGUUAUAAUAUGAAUAUUCUACGAUUUAUGAAUUAUACAUGACAUUUUUUAAGGUCUGGAAUGUAUAAACGAUUCAUAAUUAUGUUCUUCUAUAAUUAUUUGGUUUGUGAAAUUUAUUUUGGUUUAUUUAGAGACAAUUAUAUAUGUGAGUAAAAUUUAAUUUGAAACUGGAAAUAUAAAUAAAUUUAUAUUGUAAAAUCAAAGUGUCGUAUAUAAAAAAUUUAUAAGCAAUCUUGAGUGAUAGUAAAAUACAUUCAAAAAUUGGUGAAACUGUAUUAAAAUUUUCUAGGCUAUCUCUUAAUUUUGAUUACAAGACUUUUUGAUUACGUAAUUAACAUAAAUGUUGACAGACAUUAAAUUUGGAAAUUUAAAUUUUCCGAUUCAGUUUAAAGAAUAUGUCAUUCUUAAUGUAGACUUCCUUAAUUUUAUCACUCAGUGUAUAUUACUUUCUAUACUUGUCUGGAAAUCUACUAACAAUUAGGGAUUUGUAAUAUUGCUUUAUGGCGAAAAUUAUUUAUUUUUUCAAAUCUCGUGGGUUAAAACCCUAUCAGUUACUAUAUAUAUAUAUAUAUCAUAUCAUCCAUAUAGCUACAAUAUCACAAACUACACGUUUCAAAACUAGCAAAAAUAUAUUAAGCAUGAAUUUCAUUUCUGACUUGAAGCCAAAAAGUUUUUGUAGAAGAUUAUGGUGAAUGUCAUAAAACUUUGGAAGUAGUACUUGGCUCCUACUGGAGAAACCAUUGAAUGGUUUUCGUAGACGAAAAAAUUAGGUUUCUUAUGAUGUAUAUUCUUUAAAUCGUAAGCAAAUUAUGUGUUUAUUAUCUGAUGCUUUCAUUUGUUAUUAUAUUGUAGGGAGACAAAAUCCAUACAUCGGUUAGAAAGGACUGGUUUCACAGUUUGAUCCUUUAAUGAGACAACAAUGUUCUAAGAUUCUGUUUAAUUUUUCCUUGACACCUAACAUAUCAAGUUAUCUGAAUCAUAUGUUGUUUCCAAGAUUGAACUGAUCAAUGAUUGUAACUACAUUUGUCUAGCCAACUUCCGUUGGAUCAUUCUUGGUCUUUCUCA
Brassica napus (rape) is the source of this 6865-nucleotide messenger RNA. RefSeq names its product eukaryotic translation initiation factor 5B. The record is from RefSeq and is a predicted model, not a curated record. The coding region runs from base 821 to 3862 and encodes 1013 amino acids. The transcript is spliced from 13 exons. Gene Ontology annotation, molecular function: GTP binding; GTPase activity; translation initiation factor activity. Lineage: Eukaryota; Viridiplantae; Streptophyta; Magnoliopsida; Brassicales; Brassicaceae.